AUGACGCUCUCUGGAUACUGGACAGCAUACAAGACUCCUAUUGGCAUGUCCCCUUAUCAGUUGGUCUAUGGUAAAGCCUGUCACUUGCCCAUAGAGUUGGAGCAUAGAGCAUACUGGGCUAUCAAGUUUAUGAACUUUGAUGCUCAAGUUGCAGGAAUAAAGAGGAUGCUUCAGCUGGAUGAGCUUGAUGAAUUCAUAGUUCUGCCUAUGAGAAUGCCAAGUUCUAUAAAGAGAGAACCAAGAUAUGGCAUGACAAGAAGAUUACCAUCAGAGUCUUUAAGCCAGAGUUAUUAUAACAGAAACAGGUACAUUGAGACAGAGUUUCGGACACUCUGGAGGAAGUUGCUGCGGACAGGGUGGCACCUAACUUCAAAACCUCAAGUUAGGCGCCACAUGCAAGGCAAAUCGAAGGAAGCUCUCAGGAGGGGUGGCGCCCAACUCCACCUUUGUGAAGUUAGGCACCAAUCAUGCUUCCAAAUUGAUUUGCUCACUGGAUGGGUGGCGCCUAACUUGGCUCCAUCAAGUUAG
Molecule: messenger RNA, 528 nt
Organism: Arachis stenosperma
Lineage: Eukaryota; Viridiplantae; Streptophyta; Magnoliopsida; Fabales; Fabaceae
Exons: 2
Coding region: 1-528 (175 amino acids)
Source: RefSeq, a predicted model, not a curated record